Molecule: messenger RNA, 879 nt
Organism: Funneliformis mosseae
Lineage: Eukaryota; Fungi; Glomeromycota; Glomeromycetes; Glomerales; Glomeraceae
Source: the annotation of a GenBank genome assembly
AUGUAUCAUUCAAUUAAACUACUUCGAAAUAAUACGCGCACGCUUAUUUCUUUUAAUGGCAAGUUAAAUUUACCACCAACAAGAACAAUAACUUCACUACUUAAUAAUAAAAAUUUAAAUUCUAAACAGGAGCAACAACAGCGAGAAAUUAUAGAUUUUAAACAGGAAUUAUCGUCUAGAUUUUACAAAGCGAUUGAUGAUAACCCAAUCGAUCCUGCAAAAUUCAGACUCAAAGAUGAUGUCCCGGGAUUUGUAAAACAAACAGGAUCAUUUAAAAAAAUCUUUGAUUCAGCAACCAAAAAUUUAGAAUCACCACCUUCACCGUAUGAUUUAACACUUUCAUCACUAUUAACGGCUAAUUUACAUUUAGGACAUUCAACCUCGCUUUGGAAUCCAAAAACAUCACCAUUUAUUUUUGGAAUAAGACAUGGUAUAAAUAUAAUAAAUUUAGAUUACACAUUGAUCUAUUUACGUAGAGCAUGUAAAGCAAUAAAAGAAAUUUCAUAUAAUGACGGUAUAAUAUUAUUUAUUAACACGAGAGGAGGAGGAUUUUCUAACAGUAUUAUAAAAGCUGCUAGACGUUGUAAUCAGUAUCAAUUGACAACCCGUUGGUUACCUGGUACUAUAACCAAUUCUCAACAAAUUUUAGAAAAUGAAAUUGUACUUGAGGAGGCAAGGCAGGGUAAUGUUCCUACUAUUGGAGUAAUUGAUACGGAUUUUGACCCUAAUAAAGUUACUUGGCCUAUACCUGCCAAUGAUGAUUCCGUUAGAGGGAUUGAAUUAUUGGUAGGAGUACUUAGUGUAGCAGCUAAAGAUGGCCUAAUACAAAGAAAAUUAAUGCUGGAUAAAAUUGAGAAAGAACGAAGGAGAGGUAAAUAG